CUUGCAUUUUUUAGAAAGCUUCAUCUGUCUUCAUGCCGUCCAAUUCCUCUGAGUCAUUGCCAAUCGACCACUAUCUUAUCAGACAUUACAUCCGUGUCAGCAAAACCGUUACCCAACUGAAACAAGUCCACGCUGUCUUAUUGAAAAUUCCGACAAACGGAUCCAUUAAACACCGCCAAACCAUAGGUUGUCUGCUGUCGAAGCUUCUAUGCUUUCCUGGCGACAACCUCUGGUAUGCCCGUCACUUGUUCGACAAUAUUCCCAAGUGCAAAACCAAACCACACUCCCUCCUUGCUUUGCUCCUCCGCUCUCAUGUCCUUCUCAAGCAGUUUACCGAGGCCAUAUCAGUCUAUGCCAGAUUUCAGCAGGACGGCAUGCCUCCUUGUGGGACUACCUUCUCAUCGGUGCUCACUGCCUGUGCUAGGAUACCUGUGUUGCUUGAAGGCAGGCAGGUCCAUGCUAGAGUUCUGCAAUCGGGUUUCUUGGGGAAUAAGGUAGUGGAAACUUGCCUCCUAGACAUGUAUGUGAAAAAUCGGGCUAUAUCCGAUGCCACUGCUGUGUUUGAUGAGAUGGGAGAGAAGGAUAUCGUCACUCGGACCGCAAUGUUACACGGGUUCUCUAAGAUGGGCAUGAUGAGUGAGGCGAGGAGGUUGUUUGAUCAAAUGGAGGAGAGGAAUAUCGUUUCUUGGUCCACGGUAGUUGCUGGAUAUGCAAAUAUUGGAGAUAUGGGACCGGCAAGGGACCUGUAUGAUCAGAUGCCGAGAAAAGAUUCAGUUGUGUGGGUUGCUAUGAUAUCAGGUUAUGGGAAGAUCGGUAAUGUGGAUGAGGCGAAAGCAAUAUUCGAUAAGGCGGAAGUAAAGGACGAGAAAUGUUGGGCAGCAAUGCUGGCUUGUUAUGCACAGAACGGGCGUGCUGAAGCAGCUCUAGAGCUGUACGUGGAAAUGAGGAAAGAAAAUCUUACGGUCAGCGAGGUUGCAGCCGUAGGGGCGAUUUCAGCGUGCACCCAACUAGCUGAUGUUAAAAUGGCGAACGAAUUGGCUAAGCAUAUCGAGGAAGGAAUUUGCCGUCGAACAGUUUAUGUAUCAAACGCACUGAUCCACAUGCAUUCGAAAUGCGGGAAUAUCGACCAGGCAAUGAAAGAAUUCAACAGUAUGAAGAUCCGGGACGUGAUCUCUUAUACAUCGUUGAUUACGGCCCUUGCUGACCAUGGUAAGGCCAUGGAAGCUCUGAGCUUCUUCGUCGAGAUGCUGAAACAUGUAAUCAAGCCGAAUCAGAUCACAUUUGUGAGCGUCCUCGGUGCUUGUAGCCAUGCAGGAUUGGUAGAAGAAGGGAUGAGGUACUUCGCUAUGAUGACUCAAGUUUUCGGCAUUAACCCAUCAAUAGAGCACUAUUCCAGCAUAAUCGAUCUACUCGGAAGGGCAGGGCAACUCGAGAGAGCGUAUAGCAUUGUUGCAAAUGGUUCAGGUUUUAAUGAUCCUGAGAUUUUGGGCGCUCUGUUAGGAGCUUGCAGGGUUCACGGGAACGUUGAAAUAGGGGAAACUGUAGCAAAGAGGCUGUUCGAAAUCGAGCCCGAGAACACCGGAAAUUACAUGCUUUUGGCGAAUAUUUAUGCAUCCCUGAAUAGGUGGGAGGAUGCAGAAAAGUUGAAGAGGCUGAUAAGUUUGAGGGGAAUGAGAAAAUCUCCAGGAAGCAGCUUCCUAUGAGCGCUGACUACGCGCAAAUUCUCCGUGUAAGGGUCGUUUGUGGUGCACCACGAAUGAGUUGAUGCCCAUUGUGAUCACGAGAAUCUGAAUUACAGUGGAUGAAUUUUAGGUGCUAUCGCAGUUCGCAUGUACUUACAUGGGAACUACUCAUCAUAUAAGGAAGCCUGCUUUACAGCCUCCUGGGAAUUGAGCAGCCGUGCAUUUGAAGCACUUUAAACCAAAUUAUUACCGGAACAGAUUGCUCAUGAGCAAAUAUGUGAAGUCCAAUUAUCAUCACAAACUCAAUAUCCAUGGUAAUGAAUUACAUUUCUAA
Messenger RNA from Punica granatum (pomegranate), 2016 nucleotides. NCBI's taxonomy places the organism in Eukaryota, Viridiplantae, Streptophyta, Magnoliopsida, Myrtales, Lythraceae. The record is from RefSeq and is a predicted model, not a curated record.